AGGCGAUGGCCUCCGGAUGUUCGCGGGUCCGCAGAAGCAAGUCCUGCGGACGGGCGACCGCGUGCGUGCGCACUUCCAGAACCGCUACGGAGCAAAGAGUUCAGCCACGGACGUGGGCACCUUGCUGCAGUUCACCACGUCGGAGGUUGAGAUUCACUUUGAUGACGGCGCGGUCCAAUGUAUCUCCAAGACUUGGAUCGCGGAGCGGCUGUCCGCCUGGGAUCUGGACCUCGCGCCUGGCGACAUUGUCUACGCUCACUACGCCUCGGGCAAGGGCCGGACGGUGAAUACUGACCUGGGCAUUGUGGUGUCCGUCCUGGACGGGGGUCGACUGAAGAUCAGGUUUCAGGAUCAGAUCGUCCAGACCAUGCCGAUGGGCUGGGUUGAGCAGGUGAUGCGCCUCGAGCCUGGGGACCGGGUGACUGCGUUCUUCAAAGUGAACGAUGGGAGGGGCGCAAAGAGCGUCAAGACCGACAUGGGUUCCGUGCUGGCGGUGGGCAAGGAGGAUGUUUACAUAGUUUUCGAUGACAACAUCGAGCAGAACGUGCCCAAGACCUGGGUGUGCCACCGGGCUAGACCCUGGAACAUCCAAGUCGAGAUAGGCAGCGUGGCCGACGUGCACUUCGAGGUGGGGGACGACGGCCGGCGGAGCACAUCUACGGACAUAGGCAUCAUCCUCUCGGAGCCAAUGGACGGACGCGUCCAGGUCCAGUUCCAGGACACCAUCCAGCAGACGGUGCCAUUGGGCUGGAUCGUGCGGCUUCGCGAAUGGGCAGUGGGCGACCGAGUGCAGGCCCACUUCAAGACUGGCGGGGGCGAGAAAAGCAGCGAUACGGACGUCGCCACCGUGAUGAGCUCUUCGCUCCUGGAGGUGGAGCUGUACUUUGAUGACGGCAUCCAGCAGCACGUAUCCAAGGCCUGCUUCAUCUUCACUCCACUCAGCCCCGCUUGGGUCACGGAGCGGAUCCGGGACUGGCACUCCGAGG
Messenger RNA from Effrenium voratum, 986 nucleotides. The record is from the annotation of a GenBank genome assembly. NCBI's taxonomy places the organism in Eukaryota, Dinophyceae, Suessiales, Symbiodiniaceae.